Messenger RNA from Pteronotus mesoamericanus, 3776 nucleotides. RefSeq names its product RIO kinase 1 (gene RIOK1). The coding region runs from base 536 to 2245 and encodes 569 amino acids. Gene Ontology annotation, cellular component: cytosol; preribosome, small subunit precursor. The record is from RefSeq and is a predicted model, not a curated record. The transcript is spliced from 17 exons. Gene Ontology annotation, biological process: maturation of SSU-rRNA. Lineage: Eukaryota; Metazoa; Chordata; Mammalia; Chiroptera; Mormoopidae. Gene Ontology annotation, molecular function: protein serine/threonine kinase activity; ATP binding.
GUGCACGCCACGCCUCCGCGCCCCGAGAGAGCGCUGGCUAGGGGGCUUCGAAGUUUGUCGGCGGCGUAGAGAAUGAUGGGUAUGAGAUCCCAAGCCGAAGAAACUGUGGGCUGGUGGGCGCGUCCUUCUACGGGAGGGACACACAAAGCAGGUUGCAGAAACUGAAAGCUCUGGGUGGUAUGGUGGGCACAGGCUCAGCGAAGAAGGUGACUCAAGUUAGCCUGGCAGGUCGGUGUGCCCCUCUCGCUCACCGUCGGACGCAAGCUCCAGGGUCUGAGCCAAGGCAAAGCGGGACUUCCUGUCGACCAAGCCCCGGUGAGGGCGGGGCUUCCGGUAAAGCGGGAUCCGCAGUACCGGGGCUGUCGGUUUUAAUUCCUUAAAGCACGUGGCGCGCGCAUUUGGCAAGGGGCCUUCAGAGCGGUUUGCGAGGCGGACAUCCGUGGAGAGGUCGUGAAAUUGAACACACUGUGUGUGGUUCCUGGCCCAGCUCAGGGUGAGCGUCUUCCGGUGGCGCUGAACCUCUGCGUGUUCCGUCAUGGACUACCGGCGGCUGCUGAUGAGUCGGGUGGUCCCCGGGCAGUUCGACGACGCGGACUCCUCCGACAGUGAAAAUAUUAACUUGAAGAUAAUGAAAGAAGAAGAUAACUUUCUGUCUGAAGACUUUCAGAAUAAUGUAGAAGAAAAAAUAGAUGAAGGUGAGAUAGAAGAGGAAGAGGAAGAGGAGGACUAUGAUGAUGACGAUGAUUGGGACUGGGAUGAUGGAACUGGAAAACUCACCAAGGGUUAUAUCUUGAAUGGAGGGAGUAACCCACAGGCAAAUCGACAGCCUUCGAACUAUAAUUUGGCCAAAAUGUCUACUCCAGCAGACAAGGUUUUACGGAAAUACGAGAAUAAAAUCAAUCUAGAUAAGCUAAAUGUUACUGAUUCUGUCAUAAAUAAAGUCGCCGAAAAGUCAAGACAAAAGGAAGCAGAUAUGUAUCGCAUCAAAGAUAAGGCAGACAGAGCAACUGUAGAACAGGUGUUGGAUCCCAGAACACGAAUGAUAUUAUUCAAGAUGUUGACAAGAGGAAUCAUAUCAGAGAUAAAUGGCUGUAUUAGCACAGGAAAAGAAGCUAAUGUAUACCAUGCUAACACAACAAAUGGAGAGAGCAGAGCAAUUAAAAUUUAUAAAACUUCCAUUUUGGUGUUCAAAGAUCGGGAUAAGUAUGUAAGCGGAGAAUUCAGGUUCCGUCAUGGCUAUUGUAAAGGAAACCCCAGAAAAAUGGUGAAAACUUGGGCAGAAAAAGAAAUGAGGAACUUGAUCAGGCUAAAUACAGCAGGAAUCCCAUGCCCAGAACCAAUUCUGCUAAGAAGUCAUGUUCUUGUAAUGGGUUUCAUUGGUAAAGAUGACAUACCAGCACCACUCUUGAAAAAUAUCCAGUUAUCAGAAUCCAAGGCUCGGGAGUUGUACCUACAGGUCAUCCAAUACAUGAGAAUCAUGUAUCAAGAUGCCAGACUUGUCCACGCAGAUCUCAGUGAAUUUAACAUGCUGUACAGUGGUGGCGGUGUGUACAUCAUUGACGUUUCUCAGUCUGUGGAACAUGACCACCCACAUGCUUUGGAGUUCCUAAGAAAAGAUUGUGCCAAUGUCAAUGACUUCUUUUUGAAGCACAAUGUUGCAGUGAUGACUGUGCGGGAGCUUUUUGAAUUUGUCACAGACCCAUCAAUUACACAGGAGAACAUGGACGCUUAUCUCUCAAAGGCCAUGGAAAUAGCAUCCCAAAGGACCAAGGAAGAAAGGUCCAGCCAAGAUCAUGUAGAUGAAGAGGUGUUUAAGCGAGCAUAUAUUCCUAGAACCUUGAAUGAAGUAAAAAAUUAUGAGAGGGAUAUGGAAAUAAUGAUGAAAUUGAAAGAAGAGGACAUGGCCAUGAAUGCCCAACAAGACAAUAUUCUAUACCAAACUGUCACAGGAUUGAAGAAAGAUCUGUCAGGCGUUCAAAAGGUGCCUGCACUCCUAGAAAAUCAGGCUAAUGAAAAGAAUUGUUCUGAUUCGGAAGACGCUAGAAGCUCUGAGUGUUCUGACGCAGAUUCUGAAGAGGAGGGAGACUGUGCCUGCUCCAGGAAACCCACUACUGACCUUGAAGUUGAUAAAAAGGAAAGAAAAAAGAUGGUCAAGGAAGCCCAGAGAGAGAAAAGAAAAAACAAAAUUCCUAAACAUGUGAAAAAAAGAAAGGAGAAGACAGCCAAGACAAAAAAGGGCAAAUAGAAUCAGAACUAUAUUAUGCACAGUACUUUGCCAUACGUUGCUUUUCUUCCCUGCACUUUUAAGCUGCAUCUAUAAGAUGGGAUAUUGAUUUUAACCACAUGGUUAUUAUGGCAGUGUCUGUGGAGAAUGAUUUGGGUGUUCUCAUGCAAUUAUGUAAAAAAGCUCUAAGCUCUGUUGUCUAGAUCCAGUCAUUGGCUCUACCUGGUAUUGACAGAGAAUUUAUUUAAGCUAUUUUGAUGAAGAACUUUGUACAAUAUUAUUUUUAUAUAUUUUUUCUCCUCCAAAAUGUUUUUUGAAGGAUCAUAAAUAUUUAAAUGUAAUGAAUGUCCACUACUUUUAUGUAUGUGUAAAGGCACUUUGGACAAAUUUGGUCCAGCUGUUUUGCUUUGUUUGCACAUGCUAAAAGACCCAUCUGAAAUCAUAUGAUUAAAACCAUGGUUUCUUUAAAAGAGAGUUUCAUUUAGAGAUAAUUCAUCUGGCUGUUGUAAUCAUUCACUGCAGUUUUGUUCUGUGUGCAUUGGUGAUCAUUUAUAAUGUACUCUUCAUCUUUAAUAUUUUUUUGAGCUAGACCUCCCAGUUUAUAAGCUAUUUCAUGUUCACCUAUUUGGCAGGUUCAUUCAUUCAUCAUAUAUUGAUGAACUGAGGUGCUGGGGAUACAGCAGUAAAUAAAACAGACAAAAUUGCUACCUUUGGGUAGUAUACAUUUUAAUAGGAAGAUGACAUUAAACAAAAUAAAUAAAAACAGUGUAUCAGUAGUUGGGAGAGAAAUACUCCAGAAAAGAGAGAAUGCCUGGGGAGAAGUAAAUUUGCCCUUUUAGAAUAGGCCACACUGAGAGGCUGUAUUUGAACACAUACUUGAGGAUUAAUCAUGUGCAUAUCAGAAGAAAAGAGGAUUCCAGGCAAAGCAAACAGCAAAUCCAAAGGCUCUGAGGCAGAAGUAUGCCUGCAACGUUCCAGAAAGGAGGCUGGAGCUUCAUAACCAAGGGAGAAAAUAGUAGAUGAAAUCAGAUGAUGUUAGGCUAUUGGAGGGUUCUGAGCAGAGGAAUGAUAGGAUUUGACUUCUGUUUUGAAAGAUCACUGUCACUCUGGCCUUUGGAGGAUUAAGGAAAGGAGUGUAGGAGACCAGGUAGGUAUUAGGAACCCAUGUGAGAUGAUGAUGAUGAUGAUGAUGAUUACGAAGAUGAUGAUGACGAAAACAACGAUGACGACUUGCUCUAGGAGAGUAGCAGGGGACAUGGAUGGAAGUGGUUGGAUUCUCGAUAGAACACAAAAGCAGGAUGAACUAGAUGUGCUAGUGAAUAUAUGAGGAGCAUGGAGAAAGAAUGAAGGACGAUGUCAGGAAUUACGGCUAGCAACUGAGAGAGGACUGGAAUUGCCACUUACUGUGUUGGAAAGGAACGUGGGUGGAGUAGGGUUGGGUGAAAAGGGGGGUAUGAGAUGGCAAAAAAGCACAAAUAUUGAAUUGAUCAAUUUUUAUUACCAUAUACUUUACAUUAGAAAUGCUGUAUUAGCCCUUGCAUCAGAAAUAGUU